This is a messenger RNA of Trypanosoma conorhini, 1317 nucleotides long. RefSeq names its product receptor-type adenylate cyclase. The transcript has a single exon. NCBI's taxonomy places the organism in Eukaryota, Euglenozoa, Kinetoplastea, Trypanosomatida, Trypanosomatidae. The record is from RefSeq and is a predicted model, not a curated record. The annotation marks the transcript as partial.
AUGAAGCGGUUCGUGAAGGGCCUCCGAGCGCAGGCGGUUGCCGAGGGCCUCACGACGUUCAGCUUGUCAAGUUGUCAUAAUUCAAAGACGCCCAUACCGUCGGUGUUUAUUGGGGUGGAUUUUAUAAUGAAUGAUAGCGCUGUUGCACAACGUGCGGUUGUAGAGCUCCACACCGGAUUUCUUGCGGCAAUUGCCAGCCUUAUGGCCUCGUGGGAUGAACCUGAGAUCAACAUGGCCUCGCUUCCCACCUCUCUUGCUCAUGCCCGCGACGCCCUGCGGUCGGAGCUGCAGUCACGGCGGGUUCAUGGGGUUGUGGGUGUUGUGACGGAGGCGAUGCUGGGCGUGGGGAGUGUGGCCUUCCUCGACCCGCUGCAGCUCGAGCCGCGGCUGAACAGGUUCCGUCGGCACGUGAUCCACCUGUCGCCGACGCUGGAGCAGCAGUUCUUCGUGCUUGCGGAGUACCUCCGGGACGCGGGUGUCCGCGCGGCGCACGCGGUGAUCCGCGGCGAGGAGGCGGCGGCGGUGGCGGAGGUGCUGCGGCGGUCGCUGGUGACGUUUGGCGGGUCGCUGCGGUCCGCGACGCUGCUGGCCAGCGGCGACGCGGUGGCGGGGCACCUUCCGGAGGCGGGCGACGUGUUCGUGGCGGGCCUUGCGGCCGGCGACGUCGCUGCGGUGGCGCGGCACGUGGCGUUGCACGACGGCGUGCGCGUGUUCGUCGCGUUCUCCGAGUUUGUGCUGCUGCACGCCGACUUCGUUGCCGCGUUCGGUGGCGUUGACCGCGUCGUGUUUGCGACGAGCCUGCCGCACUGGGACGACGCGAACUCGACGUCGGAGACCGCCCGGGAGUUCUUCGCCGCCGUGCCCAACGCCACGCAACGGACGCCGCUGGCGCUGAUGGGCUUCGCUGCCACGCAGCUGCUGCGGACGGUUCUCUCGCGCAUGGACAAGGUGAGCGCUGCGCUGCUGACAGACUUCUUCUACAACAACGUUGCCGUCACCGCGAAGGACAUGCUGUACGGUUCAUUCUUUAACGGCACGGCGUGCGCUGCGGCUGUGGCCGGCGGUGCUGGGUGCGGCAAGAACUACGGGGCGACGCGCAUUUCUGUGUGGUCGCUUGCCCGUGCGCUGGACCCCGCCGUGACCCCGACGAUGGAGUACGCGAAGCCCGCUGCGCGCGGACUGACGCGACCGCAGCUGAUCGGCACCAUCGUCGGCGGCGUCGUUGGCGGUCUGCUGCUUGUGGGCGUGGCGGCUCUGCUGCUGCGCUUCUGCCGCGACUCGCGCGACAACGCGAAUGCGCCGAAGGAGCCGACGGAC